Messenger RNA from Cataglyphis hispanica, 1586 nucleotides. It is a transcript of the gene Ptpa, whose product is annotated as serine/threonine-protein phosphatase 2A activator. Gene Ontology annotation, biological process: mitotic spindle organization. The transcript has 8 exons. Bases 209 to 1222 code for a protein of 337 amino acids. Lineage: Eukaryota; Metazoa; Arthropoda; Insecta; Hymenoptera; Formicidae. Gene Ontology annotation, cellular component: cytoplasm; protein phosphatase type 2A complex; nucleus. Gene Ontology annotation, molecular function: peptidyl-prolyl cis-trans isomerase activity; protein tyrosine phosphatase activator activity. The record is from RefSeq and is a predicted model, not a curated record.
UGACGAUUGACGAUUCUCUUACAAUGUUACGAACGAUACAUCGUCUGGCUGCGUAAUUGACUUAUUUACAAUAUAUACGAGCCGAUCGUGUAAUUACGCAUAAUAGAACGUUUAAACGAAAUGUUUUUAGUGAUGAAAAAAGUACUAUUGUGUUUCGUUCCUUAAUAAAAUUGUUAAUAAAGUACAACCAAAUCUUUAAGCAUUCGUUAUGGCAGCACCAAAAUUUCCUGUAAAAGAAGCAGAAUUAUUACCUGAUCAACAUGAAUUUGUCGUGCCAAAAAAGCGUAUCAAGAUACCGACUGAUAUAGCAGUUUGGCAAAAAUCUGAAGCAUACUUUGAAUAUUUGGGAUUUAUUUUAGCAUUAAAUGAAGCUGUUCAAGGAAAAGCUUUGGACGCAGAUUGUCCACAGUCUCCUUCAGUAAAUAAUGUUGUACAAAUGUUAAACAAAUUUGAUGAAUGGAUAACAGAAAUUCCACCUACUGAACAGCCUCAGCGAUUUGGUAAUAAAUCAUUUCGUACAUGGCACGAAAGAUUGCAGCAGAAUGCAGUAGAUGAAUUGAAGCAAGUAUUACCAGAAAAAUUGCAUCGCGCAAUCCUAGAGAUAGUUCAGUAUUUAUGUGAAAGUUUUGGAAAUCCAACUCGUAUAGACUAUGGAACGGGCCAUGAAAUGGCUUUUCUCAUGUUUCUCUGCUGCAUGUUUAAGAUAGGCGCAUUCAAAGAUGAUGAUAAAGUUGCUGUUGUAAUAAAAGUAUUUAAUAGGUAUCUUGAAUUAGAACGUAGACUUCAAUUGACAUAUCGUAUGGAACCAGCAGGUAGCCAUGGUGUUUGGAGCUUAGAUGAUUAUCAAUUUGUACCCUUUAUAUGGGGAAGUGCACAGCUUAUUGGACAUCCUCGGAUAGAACCUCGUCAUUUUGUGGACCAAGCUAUUGUAGAAUCAUACAGCAAAAAAUACAUGUUUCUUGGCUGUAUUGAAUUUAUUUCAAAGGUGAAAAUAGGACCUUUUGCCGAACAUUCGAAUCAAUUGUGGAAUGUUAGUGCAGUAUCUACAUGGUCAAAAGUAAACAAUGGUCUUAUUAAAAUGUAUAAAGCAGAGGUGUUGGCAAAAUUUCCUGUUAUUCAACAUGUCUUCUUUGGCUCUUUAUUACCAUUAACGCCAAUGAAUGUUCCUCCAAGCUAUAGAGGAGCUCAUCUCAAUGCACUACCAUCAGCAACAUCGGAAUAAAAAGAAAAAAAAAUAUAUAUAUAUAUAUAUCUACUAAAUACUUUUAUUGCUGUGGAACAUUUUAUUACGCUUCCCAGUACUUGUAAUAAAAUUACAUAUUCUCAUGCAUUUCAACAUCUCAUUAGUGCUAGUCACUAUAGUGCUUUUGUUAGCAUUGAAUACAUUUUUUUAGCUUAUCAGAAAUUGUUCAUUUAUAAUUAUGCAAGAGAAUAUUUUUAUACAUUGCGAGUUGUGUGAUAGAAAUAUAUAGUUAUGUUAUUUAAUGACACAAAUUUGUUUGAAAGAUAUCGCAUUUGAUUAUGUUGUAGGCAUAAAAUAGUGGAUAAUUUUUUAAGUAUUUGCUCUCAAUAAAGAUAUAAAAUUA